AUGACGCCUCGCCGCUCCUCCCGUGCCCGCACCUCCCAGCCGUCCCCGGCCCUCCUCCAACACACAAACUCGUCGAGUUCCUCGAAUUCAUUGACUCGCGAGCGAAGUACUCGCUCGAAUCACAAGAUUUCUUCUCCUCAGAGAUCCUCGACCCACCGGUCCCAGUCCAUCGACGAUGCCGACGCGGCCUCGAAGAACGACCUCCCACACACCCGCCAGCGCCAGCGCACUCGAGGGGACGAUGACAAUGACGGACUGGGCAACGGAGAGGAGGAAGAUCCUGAGGAUGAGGAAGAGGACGAAGAGGAAGAGGUGACCCGGUGUCUCUGUGGCCAGCAGGACUACCCUGGUCUUCCCCCUUCUCGGCGGGAGGCUCUCGGUCGCAAUGGGGUCCAUCCCAGAAUCAAGGAUGAGUCCGCCAUGAACUUAUCCGCAGACUCGUCGGACUUGAUGUCCGAUGACAUCGGCAGUAUGUUUAUCCAAUGUGAUAAAUGCAAAGUGUGGCAGCAUGGUGGCUGCGUGGGCAUCAUGGAUGAGGCGAUGAGCCCCGACGAGUAUUUCUGUGAAGAGUGCCGCAAGGAUCUUCAUAGAAUUCGAAAUGAACCAAAUGGUCAACACUCCUCCCAGUAUCUCCCAGUUGCUCCCCCCUCCGCAGCCUCCUCCCGCGCAUCGUCCCAAGAUGACUCCAAACGUGCGAAAGACACAAAAUCUCGUCCGGCCGAUUCCCUCUCCAACCCGAAACGCCGGUCGACCAUGAAUAGUCGCGAUGCCGCUUAUGACGAAGAAGAACAGCUUCGUCGGGCCAUCGAGGAAAGUAAGGAGGACACAAAAUCUAUCGGGGACGAUAUUGCAAUGCGGAGAGGCAAGCGAAGUCGAAGCGAUAGCGAAGCCAAUAAGCAAGCGACCAAACGACAACGCACAAGUUCUCCAUCCCCCGGGGCCAUAUCGAAACAAAGCAACCCUCCAUCUCAGCCAGCAUCGGAAGAUGAGGAAAAGACGAAAGCUCCUACCAACGGUGCGCGGAGGCAGCGGGCUGCAUCGCGUAGUCAGCGCGAUAAGGAUGCCAAGGAGCCUGAAGAGCCCGAGGGUGAACAAUCCGAGGCCAAUCGAAAGAAGGGGAAGAAUGAUAAGCGGAAAGGGGAUGACCCCGAGUCUGGUCAUGAGGCAGAGUCACCGGUCAAGCCCGCUACAACAGAACCGGAACCCUCUCAACCAAGCCCCGACACGCCUGCGCCUGCCCAGGAGGCUCCGCCAUCUCGUCCGUCCACGCGCAAAUCUGGUCGGCCGCCUGCGCGUCGCGGUGGCCGGGUCGGACGCAACCAAUACACGCGGGACCGGGACUCCCAUACAAAUGGCGGGGAGUACAACAUGGCCAAUUCGCCGCGUCGAGGGCAGUCGCAUGAUACUGGUGGGGACUCUCCGAGGAUCGGCGGUCCCAAUGGCGCACAUAUCAACGGGGGUGAUACCGGGAAACCCAGUCGGCCGCGUUACGUGAACCAGCGGACCACGAUGAACGAGAUGAAGCGACGGGUCGCGGGAAUUCUGGAAUUUAUAUCCAGGAUGCAGGUCGAGAUGGCGGUUGCGGGUGAAAGCUCCACGAGCCCCCCGAACGGGGAUCAGCCAAACGGCAUCCCGAUGAAAGUCGUGAACGAACUGCUAGAGGUUAAUGCGCCAUCAACGACCAGUGAGGCAGAAUCCGGUGCCACGGCCACGGAUGGUGAAACUGGUGGUGCGGUGCAACCACCCUCAACUGAAAAGGACUUUAAAGACCUGAGCAGUGUUGAGAUGAUGGACGUGCUGACGCGUCAUCUCCUCAAAUGGCAACAGGAGUAUGGUAAAUUUGGUGAGAGGUGA
Messenger RNA from Aspergillus terreus NIH2624, 1854 nucleotides. RefSeq names its product putative transcriptional regulator (Cti6). Lineage: Eukaryota; Fungi; Ascomycota; Eurotiomycetes; Eurotiales; Aspergillaceae. The record is from RefSeq and is a predicted model, not a curated record. The transcript is spliced from 4 exons. Bases 1 to 1854 code for a protein of 617 amino acids. Gene Ontology annotation, cellular component: Rpd3L complex; Rpd3L-Expanded complex. Gene Ontology annotation, biological process: negative regulation of rDNA heterochromatin formation; negative regulation of silent mating-type cassette heterochromatin formation.